UUCUCGGGAAGGCUUUGGGCUCGUGUCGGGUUGACUGUUUUCCAGCUACUCAUCUCUCACCAUGAAGGAGGAUCUGGUUGUACUGGACGAGCCAGGAUUCCAAGAUGAGGAGGAAUCUUUGUUUCAAGACAUUGACCUGUUACAGAAACAUGGAAUUAAUGUGGCUGACAUUAAAAAACUCAAGUCGGUGGGAAUCUGUACCAUCAAGGGGAUCCAGAUGACAACCAGAAGAGCCCUGUGCAAUGUCAAAGGGCUCUCCGAAGCCAAAGUGGACAAGAUCAAAGAGGCAGCCAACAAACUGAUCGAACCAGGCUUCCUGACGGCGUUUGAAUACAGUGAGAAGAGGAAGAUGGUUUUCCACAUCACCACGGGGAGCCAGGAAUUUGAUAAGUUGCUAGGAGGAGGAAUCGAAAGCAUGGCAAUCACAGAGGCUUUUGGAGAAUUUCGUACUGGGAAAACUCAGCUGUCUCAUACACUCUGUGUGACAGCUCAACUUCCAGGAGCAAGUGGCUACCCAGGAGGAAAGAUUAUCUUCAUUGAUACAGAAAAUACUUUUCGUCCAGAUCGCCUUCGGGACAUUGCUGACCGCUUCAACGUAGACCACGAUGCAGUACUGGACAAUGUGCUGUAUGCACGUGCAUACACUAGUGAACAUCAGAUGGAGCUACUUGAUUAUGUAGCUGCAAAGUUCCAUGAAGAGGCUGGCAUCUUCAAGCUGCUGAUAAUUGAUUCAAUAAUGGCACUUUUUCGAGUGGAUUUCAGUGGUCGUGGGGAGUUGGCUGAGAGGCAGCAGAAACUGGCCCAGAUGUUGUCCAGGCUCCAAAAAAUCUCAGAAGAAUACAAUGUGGCUGUUUUUGUGACCAAUCAAAUGACUGCUGAUCCAGGAGCAACUAUGACCUUUCAGGCUGAUCCCAAAAAACCCAUCGGGGGACACAUUCUGGCUCAUGCUUCUACAACAAGAAUAAGCUUACGGAAGGGAAGAGGGGAGCUGAGAAUUGCCAAGAUUUACGACAGCCCUGAGAUGCCUGAAAACGAAGCCACCUUCGCAAUAACUGCUGGAGGAAUUGGGGAUGCCAAGGAGUAGGUGGCGGAGUGAUGCAGAUCGCUGCUCAGUGCUUAUUAGCAGCUGAAGAAAUGAGGAGACAGGCUCGAUUUUCACAUCUUGAAAUAACAGUUUGCUUUUUCAUAGGUUUUUAAAGGAAAGUCAGCAAGACAGAUUUAAAUCUUAAAUUUAUCUUAAAAAGUUCCUGAUUUAUAACGAUCCAUCGCAUGUAUAUAUAAAUAUAUUCUGAAUAACAUGUGGUAUAUAAAACACAUAUACACUUGA
Messenger RNA from Ochotona curzoniae (black-lipped pika), 1327 nucleotides. It is a transcript of the gene DMC1, whose product is annotated as DNA meiotic recombinase 1. Gene Ontology annotation, biological process: DNA repair; mitotic recombination; DNA recombinase assembly. The record is from RefSeq and is a predicted model, not a curated record. The transcript is spliced from 16 exons. Bases 62 to 1084 code for a protein of 340 amino acids. Gene Ontology annotation, cellular component: condensed nuclear chromosome; nucleus. Lineage: Eukaryota; Metazoa; Chordata; Mammalia; Lagomorpha; Ochotonidae. Gene Ontology annotation, molecular function: ATP hydrolysis activity; DNA strand exchange activity; single-stranded DNA binding.